AUGUUUGAUGCUAUCGAUGGUCAUUCACCCAGUUCGAUCACUAGCGGUGAUUGUAAAGCAAUUGAUCCAAAUGAUAAAAAAUUAGCUGAAAAUAUGGUUAAAAAUCAUCUUGUUGUACCAAUUGAAGAUACUUCAAGCAGAAAGCUCUUAUCAAUUGAUGAUAUCACUAAAGCUGUUGGUACAGGUUGUGUACCAAAGCUUACUGAAGUUGAUUGUGCUCGUUCAUUAUGCUAUCAUUUGUUAUAUCGAAGUUUUGAUGGUGUUUGUAAUAAUCUAAAUAAACCAUUACUUGGUGCUGCCUUUAGACCAUAUUUCAGACAUUUACCAGCCGAAUAUGAUGAUAAGAUAUCAGAACCU
Loa loa (African eye worm) is the source of this 357-nucleotide messenger RNA. RefSeq lists its product as hypothetical. The record is from RefSeq and is a predicted model, not a curated record. Gene Ontology annotation, biological process: response to oxidative stress. The transcript is spliced from 4 exons. Gene Ontology annotation, molecular function: heme binding; peroxidase activity. NCBI's taxonomy places the organism in Eukaryota, Metazoa, Nematoda, Chromadorea, Rhabditida, Onchocercidae. The annotation marks the transcript as partial.